GGAUGACAGUCUUGGUAAUGGAAUAUCAAGAGGCCAGAUAGUUCCCCGAACUCCAGGGUCAUUGCUUCGCCAGUCCUUUACUCCACAAACACGAGGUUCCACAAAGCAGCUAGAUAUGUCUACCAUCCUGGGAACAGGAGGGAAAUCGCCUCAAUUUACGCAUACUCCUGGAUUCUUCGGCCAUCUGUCUAUGUUGGAUGACAGCAAUUGGACAGCUGCACUCACACCUCAGCAUACAGGAAUGUACACAAACCUAGACUUGUCCAAUGUGACAGAGGAUGUCACCAUGAGUGCUGUUCUGUUGCGUGAGGAUGAUCCCGGAGAAGCUGCUACUAUGAGUAUGUACUCAGAUUUUCUGCAUUCGUUUUUGAAGCACACUUCAACUACCGUUUUUGAACUUGUAGAAGAGUAUGAGAAUACUUGUAAUAACCAGGUGAAUAUACUGGGGAAAAUAGUUUACCGAGCGACUCCUGGACAGCAGAAGUUUUCAAAGACUGCCAGUGUUCUGUGGCUUCUCAAGCAAGAGAUGGUAACCUGGAGACUACUGUCCUCACUUUACAGAGAUAGAAUACAGUCUGCCCUGGAAGAUGAAACAAUGUUUGAAAUUGCGGUUCUAAAUGCUAGCGAAAAGACGGCUGUAGGCAUCUUGUUUCAGAAAGACUCAUUGGUUCGACAAAGCCAGCUGGUGGUAGAUUGGUUAGAGAGUAUUGCCAAGGAUGAAAUUGGAGAUUUCUCUGACAACAUUGAGUUCUAUGCAAAAUCUGUAUAUUGGGAGAAUACUCUACAUAUUUUGAAGCAGCGACAGUUCAGCACAUACAUUGGAAGUACUCGUCCCCUGGUAACUGAACUAGACCCAGAUGCCCCCAUAAGACAGAAAAUGCCACUCGAUGAUUUGGAUCGAGAAGAUGAUGCCAGGUUACUCAAGUACCUAUUCACUCUUAUCAGAGCUGGGAUGACGGAUGAAGCACAACGCCUGUGCAAACGAUGUGGUCAGGCCUGGAGAGCUGCAACUCUUGAAGGGUGGAAACUGUAUCAUGAUCCGAACGUAAAUGGAGGAACAGAGCUGGAACCAGUGGAAGGGAAUCCAUAUAGAUGCAUUUGGAAAAUCAGUUGUUGGCGAAUGGCAGAAGAUGAGCAGUUUAAUAGAUAUGAGAGAGCAAUCUACGCAGCACUCAGUGGGAACCUCAAACAGCUUCUUCCAGUUUGUGAUACCUGGGAAGAUACAGUCUGGGCAUAUUUCCGGGUCAUGGUGGAUUCGCUGGUAGAGCAGGAAAUCCGUACAUCAGUAAUGACCUCAGAGGAACUGGAAGAGCUUCCUAGAGAGUAUUUAGAAACAAACUGGACUUUAGAAAAGGUUUUUGAAGAACUCCAGGCUACAGACAAAAAGAGAGUUUUAGAGGAGAACCAAGAACACUAUCAUGUGAUUCAGAAGUUCAUUAUUUUGGGAGAUGUGGAUGGCUUGAUGGAUGAAUUUAACAAAUGGCUUUCCAAAGACAGAAGUGUGCUCCCAGGGCACCUCCUUCGGUUCAUGACGCAUCUUAUUCUGUUUUUCCGCACUGUGGGACUGCAGACAAAGGAGGAAGUCUCUGUUGAAAUCUUAAAGACCUACAUUCAGGAAGAUCGCUUGAAGAUUGAUGUGAUUGACUGGCUAGUAUUUGAUCCUGCACAGAGGGCUGAAGCACUUAAGCAAAGCAAUGCUAUAAUGAGGAAGUUCUUGGCAUCCAAGAAACAUGAAGCAGCAAAAGAUGUGUUUGUGAAGAUUCCACAAGAUUCCAUAGCAGAAAUAUACAAUCAAUGGGAGGAACAAGGAAUGGAUAGUCCGCUUCCAGCUGAAGAUGACAAUGCUAUAAGAGAGCAUUUAUGUAUCAGAGCAUACCUGGAAGCCCAUGAAACGUUCAAUGAGUGGUUUAAACACAUGAACUCAGCUCCACAGAAGCCUACUUUACUGCCACAAGCAAGCUUCACUGAGAGAGUGGCCCAUGAACAUAAAGAGAAGAAGUAUGAGAUGGAUUAUGGUAUUUGGAAAGGUCUCUUGGAUGCUGUAACAGCUGAUGUGAAAGAGAAAAUGUACAAUGUCUUGCUAUUUGUUGAUGGAGGAUGGAUGGUUGAUGUCAGAGAGGAUGCUGAAGAUGACCCUGAACGAACACAUCAGAUGAUCUUGCUGCGAAAACUGUGCCUGCCUAUGAUUUGCUUUCUACUUCAUACGGUUUUACACAGCACCAGACAGUACCAGGAAUGCCUGAGACUCGCUGAUGUGGUUGCUUCAGAGCGACACAAGCUCUAUGUGGUGUUUUCUAAGGAAGAACUCAGAAAGCUGCUACAGAAGCUGAGGGAGUCUUCUCUAAUGCUUUUGGACCAGGGUCUUGAUCCUCUGGGAUAUGAAAUUCAAUCGUAGUUCUACCAUUCUAGUAUUGACAGGAACUUUUGAAUGGCACUAUGAAUGGGAAGUCUGGACAUCCUGUUCUGUUUGAAAAAUACAUGAACUUUUGGGGUAAUAAUGUCUUUUGUAAAAUUAAACUCAGAUUUGAAUAUCUGUAAUUGAAAAAUGCUGACUAAAUACUUGAUGCAAGUU
This is a messenger RNA of Emys orbicularis (European pond turtle), 2572 nucleotides long. It is a transcript of the gene NUP107, whose product is annotated as nucleoporin 107. The record is from RefSeq and is a predicted model, not a curated record. Gene Ontology annotation, molecular function: structural constituent of nuclear pore. Bases 116 to 2395 code for a protein of 759 amino acids. Gene Ontology annotation, cellular component: nuclear pore outer ring; nuclear pore. Gene Ontology annotation, biological process: protein import into nucleus; mRNA export from nucleus; post-transcriptional tethering of RNA polymerase II gene DNA at nuclear periphery. NCBI's taxonomy places the organism in Eukaryota, Metazoa, Chordata, Testudines, Emydidae. The transcript has 24 exons.